Molecule: messenger RNA, 1761 nt
Organism: Morchella importuna
Lineage: Eukaryota; Fungi; Ascomycota; Pezizomycetes; Pezizales; Morchellaceae
Exons: 6
Coding region: 1-1761 (586 amino acids)
Biological process (GO): siderophore transmembrane transport
Molecular function (GO): siderophore-iron transmembrane transporter activity
Source: RefSeq, a predicted model, not a curated record
AUGCACGGCGAGUCGGAGAAGAAAGAACCUGUAGCUGAAGCUACCACUAACAACAGUGACACCGCCUCUAUCGAGAAAACUGCAGGUGUCGCGAAAAUCGAAGGAGUGACACUGGCAUGGUCGAAAGUGGGCCUGUGGACCGCAUGGGCGGGUAUCAUGCUGUUAGCUGUCGCGGUCUCUUUGGAUUCCCAGACCAUCUACUCCUACCAGCCAAUGGCAACUUCAACAUUCGGAGCACAUUCUCUCCUUGCGACUAUUGGUACCGUGCAGAAUAUUAUGUAUGCUGUAACAAAGCCGCCAGUUGCAAAGAUUGCCGAUGUUUUUGGUCGUUUUGAAGCUUUCACCUUCUCCGUCGUCUUGCUCACUCUUGGUUUUAUCCUUGAGGCCGCUUCGCAGGACAUAGGAACAUUUGCUGCAGCUCAAAUCUUCUAUGUCGCCGGUCAAGUCGGUAUUCAGUUCAUGCAGCAGAUUUUUGCGGCUGAUACCACCAACCUUAAAUGGCGUGCCCUUUUCAACGCUCUUCCCUUGGCCCCCUUCCUCUUCACCACAUGGUGCGGCGCCCCAAUCGUCGAGCGUGUCUUGAGAGAUAGCACCUGGCGUUGGGGAUACGGAAUGUAUGCUAUCAUCAUUCCCGCCUGUGCGAUUCCCCUCCUCAUCUCUCUCGGAUACCAUCAGCACAAAGCUUCCAAAGCUGGUGUCAUCUCCAACAAAGACAAGAACAGCGCCUUGCUACGUGAUCCAGUUGCUUUGUUCUCACAGCUCGAUAUCCUUGGUCUCACUUUAUUCACCGCUGGUCUUACACUGGUGUUGCUGCCCAUGACGUUGGCAGCUAGGUACCCUGAUAAGUGGGCAAGCUCCCACAUCAUUGUCAUGUUGGUUGUCGGUGUCAUCUGCUUGAUUGUGUUCCCUAUUUGGGAGGUAUACUUUGCAAAGACACCCAUUCUUUCCCUGGAUCUCCUCAAAGAUAGAACCGUCCUUGGUGGUUGUGGUGUUGUUUUCUUUGCCUUCUGCGCAUUUUACAUUUACCAGCCAUACUUCUACUCAUACCUCGUGGUUGUUCGUGGCCACUCCUACAAGGCGGCCACCAACAUCGUCCUUGCGUCCAGUUUCGCCUCCACAGCAUCAGGUCUCAUUAUUGCCUUUGCAGUCCGAUACACUGGUAACUACAAGUGGGUUGUAGUGGCUGGUAUCUGCAUCAAAAUUAUCGGUGGUGGUCUCAUGUUCAGAUACAGAGACAUUGAUUCCAGCACUGCGCAAUUGGUGAUGGGACAGGUUAUCUUUGGUAUCGGUACUGGUUUGUUGAACGUUAUUCAGGUCGGUGUACAGGCAGCUGUUAAGCACAGAGACGUCGCUUCCGUCACCGCGCUUCUUGCAACAGGAUACUCUGUCGGCGGAGCAGUUGGAGACUCCAUCUCCGGUGGUAUCUGGACCAACCUUCUCCCUCAAAAGUUAGCACUCCACCUUCCCAACUCCAACGCUACCGAAAUUGCUUCCAUCAGGGACAACUUCGUCGUAGCCAGUUCUACAUACCUCAUGGGUUCUGCUGAGAGAACCGGAAUCAAUCGUGCAUACGAUGAAGUCAUGCGCAUCCAGCUUAUGGUUGCACUGAUUCUCUUGUUUGUCCCAUUGGGCUUCAUUGCCAUCACGAAGGAUAUCAACUUGAAGGAAGCGGAUGAGAACAACGACUACGGUGGUGUUGUUAUCGGUAACCAUGGACGCACCGGAAGGCAGCAUGACGAGGGUGUGGAGACAAAGAACUAA